ACUGGCUUAGCUGCAAGCACAAGCAUUGACUUCCUUAAAGGGACAGUAGCGCAGUACCCUUUUGCAGCUGUUCUCCCCCCUCACAUGGCUGAGGAAGUGUAAAUCCCAUUUACAACAAAACCCUUUACAGAACCAACGUCAGCAUGGCUUUGAUGGGGAUACAGAUGGUGGUCACCUUACUGGUGGCUAGUUUUAUGCAGAGAGUGUCCCCUCAUUACUCCCUUGCUCGUUGGCUUCUAUGCAAUGGCAGUUUGUUCCGUUACAAACAUCCAACUGAGGAUGAGCUGAGAUUACUUGCUGGGAAGCAGAAACCCAAAGCCAAGAGAGAGAGGAGAAUGAAUGGGGUUACAGAUGAGAAGCCGCUGACUGUCCCAAGAGAUAUAGACCUGCAUUUGGAUGUACAACCAAUUACUACUAUUGAUGCCCUUGUGCUUCGUUAUUUCUUGGAGUACCAGUGGUUUAUAGACUUUGCUCUGUACUCGACUAUCAUAUACCUGUUCACUGAAGGAUACUACUGUCUUGUGGAUGUCCAGAGUGAAGUCAACAUUGGGGUUCUGUGGUGUCUGAUGACUGUCCUUUUUUCCAUUAAAGUCCUUUUCACAAUGAUGCAGCAUUACUUCCGAUCAGAAGAAGGGGGAGAGCGUUCUGUCUGCCUGACCUUUGCCUUCUUUUUCCUGCUCAUCGCCAUGAUAGUGAUGGUUGUGAGGGAAGAGUAUCUGGAGUUUGGGCUGGAACCAGGUCUGAACAGCAUCUGCAACAAUUUGGAAAUAUUAAUGAAGCAGCGAGGCUGGCAGAUGUCUAUCCCCUUUAUUAAACUUGCAUUCAAAAUUGCGCUGGUUGCCUUCAGCUCUUUCCUUGGUGCCUGUCUGACAUUUCCUGGCUUGCGACUGGCUCAGACUCACUUGGAUGCCCUUAAGAUGGCUGCAGACAGACCGAUACUCCAGCUUCUACUCCAUGCCAGCUUUCUGCCUCCUGUCAUUGUGGUGAUAUUGUGGAUCCGGCCAAUUACCAGAGACUUCCUCUUGAAAGCACCAAUGGGUAAACAGUCUGUACAGCUCAUGUCUGACUCUACUUACAACACCUUUCGCUUGUGGAUCAUCGUGAUUCUGUGCCUCCUCCGUCUCUCUUUGACCCGCUUCCAUUUGCAAGCAUAUCUUGGACUUGCUGAUCGUUGGGUGGAAAAGAUGAAAAGGGAGGCGGGUCGCAUAUCUAUGUUGGAAAUUCAGCGUAAAAUUUCUCGAAUCUUUUGUUACCUCACUGUGGUAGCAUUGCAGUAUUUGGCACCAAUCAUUCUUACCCUUCACUGCAUUUUCUUACUUAAAUCCAUGGGUAGGUAAAAAUGUGUUGCAGGU
Messenger RNA from Pseudophryne corroboree (corroboree frog), 1352 nucleotides. It is a transcript of the gene TMEM161A, whose product is annotated as transmembrane protein 161A. The transcript is spliced from 11 exons. Bases 144 to 1337 code for a protein of 397 amino acids. Lineage: Eukaryota; Metazoa; Chordata; Amphibia; Anura; Myobatrachidae. The record is from RefSeq and is a predicted model, not a curated record.